AACUAAGAUUUAUUUUCAUUCUUUGUCCUGAAUUUCUAAAUGCAAAUAGGUUGGCACAUGGAAGAAGAAAUGAAGAAUAGUAGAAACUAUUUACAUAAAUAAGCAAUGACCAAACCUAUAUCUCUCACCAUCAAAAUCUCACUUCACAAUUUCACUUCCCACAGCAUCAAAAACAAGAAAAAAAAAUGGCCGCAAAAGAGAACGAGGUAACCCACAAGUUUCGCUUUUUCCGCGUUUACAAAGACGGCACAGUGGAGCUUUACAAACCCACCAUCCAAAAGGUUGCCCCUUUCGAUGACCCAAUCACCGGCGUUCGCUCCAAAGACGCGGUCGUUUCAACCCACCCACCCGUUUCCGUUCGGAUCUUUUUACCUCCAAUAUCCGACCCGACCCGAAAAUUCCCGAUCUUUUUCUAUAUCCACGGCGGCGGGUACUGCAUGCAAUCCGCUUUCUCCCCAGACUACCACAGUCUCGUCGCCACCACUGCCGCCGAAGCAAACGUCAUUGCAGUCUCCGUGGAAUACGGGUUGUUCCCGACCCGACCCAUACCCGCUUGCUACGAGGAUUCCUGGACCGCGCUCAAGUGGGUCGCGGCGCACGCAACUGGAAACGGAUCCGAGCAAUGGCUCAACAACCACGCCGAUCCAGACCGUGUUUUCAUCUCCGGCGACAGCGCCGGCGGCAACAUAACCCACACACUGCUAACUCGGGUCGGGAAGUUCGGGUUACCGGGCGCCAGGGUUGUCGGGGCGGUUCUGGUGCACCCGUAUUUCGCGGGCGUGACAAAGGACGAUGAGAUGUGGAUGUACAUGUGUCCGGGGAACGAGGGUUCGGAGGAUCCUAGGAUGAAACCGGGCGCAGAGGAUCUGGCUCGGCUUGGGUGUGAGAAAGUGUUGGUUUUUGCGGCUGAGAAGGACGAAUUGUUCCAAUGUGGGAGGAACUACGCUGAGGAGCUUAAGAAGAGUGGGUGGGAUGGAAGCGUUGACCUUGUUGAGAAUUGGGGUUUGGGACACUGCUUUCAUGUUUUCAAGCCCCAACAUGAGAAGGCAAAGGAGAUGUUGCAAAAGAUUGUUACCUUCAUCCAACAAGACUAGAUUUCUUAAAAUUGAAGGUACCUUGAUUUUUUAGGUUGUUGUUAUGUUUUGUAACUCUAGUUUGGCAUGCUUUUUUUUUUUUUAUUCGUAAAAAUUGGAUACAAUAUCAUAUGAAUUUGCAAUAACUAAAAAGGUUUAUCAUUGCACUCAA
Glycine soja is the source of this 1245-nucleotide messenger RNA. RefSeq names its product probable carboxylesterase 12. The transcript has a single exon. Bases 186 to 1094 code for a protein of 302 amino acids. Lineage: Eukaryota; Viridiplantae; Streptophyta; Magnoliopsida; Fabales; Fabaceae. The record is from RefSeq and is a predicted model, not a curated record. Gene Ontology annotation, molecular function: hydrolase activity.